Molecule: messenger RNA, 3672 nt
Organism: Oncorhynchus masou masou (cherry salmon)
Lineage: Eukaryota; Metazoa; Chordata; Actinopteri; Salmoniformes; Salmonidae
Gene: mkks
Product: MKKS centrosomal shuttling protein
Exons: 7
Coding region: 87-2267 (726 amino acids)
Biological process (GO): cilium assembly; protein folding; intracellular transport
Cellular component (GO): nucleus; kinociliary basal body; cytoplasm
Molecular function (GO): ATP binding
Source: RefSeq, a predicted model, not a curated record
AUUUUCGACCACAGAACAAUCAUAUACAGUUGCUGUUUCGCAGCUCUAAAAUCUCCAAUGAUUUGUGCAUGAAAGAAUAAGUAACUAUGUCUCGAGUUACCAAGAAAGCGUCAUCUGUCUGUACAGACAGCCCACUGAGCAUGAGUGAAGUCUGUCGGAAGAUGACACUGAUGAGGCAGAUCCUCACCUCUUGUUUCGGACCCAAUGGUAGACUGAAGCAAGUCCAUAACAACGUUGGUGGACACGUCCUGACCACCUCCACCUCUACAUCCCUACUUCAAGCUGUUUCCUCAUCGGAGCCGUUACUCAAACUUAUAACUGCCUCCAUCCUAAACCACCUGUCCCGGUUCAGUGACUGUGGUCUGUACACUGGCAUCCUCUGUUUUUCCCUCAUUGACCAUGUUCAGAAGUCAGGCUUGAGACCAAGUGUUGCGAUCAAAAUCAACAAACAACUAUUGGAGGUUUGCACCAGUUUCCUCAACCAGGAGGACUGUGGCUGUAAAGUGAAUGUCGAUUUCAACAGCUGCCAGAGCUUGGUGACACUAGCCAGGAGUGUCAUCUCUAGCAAACCUGCCUGUGUGUUGACCGAGGGUGAACAACAGCAUAUCAGCACGUUGGCUGUCCAUGCCUUUCUACUGACUGUCCCCUGUGGUGACACCCCAGGCUCCCCAGACAGAGUCCGUCUUGGUAGGACUGUGACUGUCUCCAUCGAGGGACAGUUUGUGCUAGAUUCUGCAGUGUUUCCAGGUCUGCUGGUGAAUGUCCCAGACAUGCAGCUUCACCCCACAGACUCGGAGAAAACCAGACGGGGGCCUGGUCCCUUCCGACUAGCCCUGUUCACGGUGUCUCUCUCAGGGGAUCUAUCUGAGUUCGGAGAGGGGUCCCUGGAGGUGCACAGAGGAGCCCCUGACCCAGAAGACCUCAUCCUGGAUGAGUUACUGAAGCUGGGAGAGCAGGCAGUUACAGACCAGGUGGAGGUGUUUAUGUGUCAGAGAGUAAUACACCCUGUACUGCAGCAUUACCUCCGGAGGCAUGGGGUCUUGGUUGUAGAGAGACUCGGCAUUGCACUCAUCCAGCCCAUUGUUCAAAUGACAGGUGCUCAAGCAGUGGCAUUGUACCAGACCCCUAUACCUCCUGAGGCCUAUGGCCAGGUGGAAGGCUGCUGUGUCAGGACCGUUGGAUCCAGAAAGAUGUUGCAUCUCCUUCCACCUCGGGAACCAGCACCAGCUGUCUGCACUAUGGUCCUCUGCCACAGGAACGACACCAUGCUCAACGAACUGAAGGCUGCGUGUCAGAGGGCAGAGCAUGUGUUGAGGCUGACCCUGAGAGACCCAGUAGCUCUGCUGGGAGGAGGAUGCACUGAGACACACAUGGCAGCCUACAUCAGGAACAAGGGCAGUACUGAAGCAGCGAGGGCAGCGUUAUCCCUGGGAGUCUCCCAGUCUCAGUACCUACUGGGACUGAACGGGUUCUGCUCCUCCCUGGAGGCUGUGGCCGUGGCCCUGGUGCACGACGGAGAAACCGGCCUCGUAGACCUCAGCUACGCCCACCACUGGUCUGUGCCCCAGGGAGAGGCUGUUCAUUCGGGUACUGUGCCCCAGGGAGAGGCUGUUCAUUCGGGUACUGUGCUCCAGGGAGAGGCUGUUCAUUCGGGUACUGUGCCCCAGGGAGAGGCUGUUCAUUCGGGUACUGUGCCCCAGGGAGAGGCUGUUCAUUCGGGUACUGUGCCCCAGGGAGAGGCUGUUCAUUCGGGUACUGUGCCCCAGGGAGAGGCUGUUCAUUCGGGUACUGUGCCCCAGGGAGAGGCUGUUCAUUCGGGUACUGUGCCCCAGGGAGAGGCUGUUCAUUCGGGUACUGUGCCCCAGGGAGAGGCUGUUCAUUCGGGUACUGUGCCCCAGGGAGAGGCUGUUCAUUCGGGUACUGUGCCCCAGGGAGAGGCUGUUCAUUCGGGUACUGUGCCCCAGGGAGAGGCUGUUCAUUCGGGUACUGUGCCCCAGGGAGAGGCACUCCAGCGGGGUGAUGGAUAUGAGGUUCCAGCCACCUGUGGCUGUGGCCUGGUGGUGAGGAGCGCCAGGCCUGGGCUGGUGUGGACCCCCCUCAACACCAGGUACCCUUCACGUCCCGCCCCCCUGGUUGUGGGUAAGGACACUCCCCCUCAGCUCAGGGUGCUGGACUCCUUCACAGCCAAACUCAAUGCUCUGCAGGUUGCCGUGGAAAUGGCUAAUCUGGUACUGGACAUUAGAUACGUCAUCCAAGAUGUCAAUUGACACCAACCUCUCAUCCAAGAUGUCAACUGACACCAACCUCUCAUCCAAGAUGUCAACUGACACCAACAUCUCAUCCAAGAUGUCAACUGACACCAACAUCUCAUCCAAGAUGUCAACUGACACCAACAUCUCAUCCAAGAUGUCAACUGACACCAACCUCUCAUCCAAGAUGUCAACUGACACCAACCUCUCAUCCAAGAUGUCAACUGACACCAACAUCUCAACUGACACCAACAUCUCAAUUCAAGAUGUCAACUGACACCAACCUCUCAUCCAAGAUGUCAACUGACACCAACAUCUCAUCCAAGAUGUCAACUGACACCAACCUCUCAUCCAAGAUGUCAACUGACACCAACCUCUCAUCCAAGAUGUCAACUGACACCAACAUCUCAUCCAAGAUGUCAACUGACACCAACCUCUCAUCCAAGAUGUCAACUGACACCAACCUCUCAAUUCAAGUCAAAGGGGCUUUAUUAGCAUGGAAUGUGUUUACAUUGUCAUCGUUUUGUUUACAGUUUAUUUCAAUCAGCUUUUAACAGUAAACACAACACUUUCAAGAGAAUAACAACGUUUAAAACAUGAUAUUACUAGCGGUUAUAAAAAAAAUCUAGUGUAACAUUUAAAAUGUUACAUAAGCUAGGUGUCGUUGACAAUGUGCAAAUAGUAGACUGUACGAAUGACGGGGGUGGGAAUGAAUAGGCAGAGAUAUGUAGGUUUUAUUAGAGUGUUGUUUCUGACCCACUGAUUGACCUUUUCUUGUGGCAGCAGGUCACACAUCUUGCUACUGUGAUGGCGUUACUGGGAUAUUUUGCCUAACAGAUACAGGAGUUUGUCAAAAAUUAUAUGUGUUCGAAUUCUUUGCGGGUUUGUGUAAUUUUGAGGGAAAUAUGUGUCUCUAAUAUGGUCGUACAUUUGGCAGGAGGUUAGGAAGUGCAGCUCAGUUUCCACCUCAUUUUGUGGGCGGUGAGCACAUAACUUGUCUUCUCUUGAAAGCCAGGUCUGCCUUCGGUGGCCUUUCUAAAUAGUAAGGCUCACUGAGUCUGUACAUAGUCAAAGAUUUUAAUUUUAGGUCAGUCACAGUGGUCAGGUAUUCUGACACUGAGUACUCUCUGUGUAGGGCCAAAUAGCAUUCUAGUUUGCUCAGUUUUUUGAAAAUUCUUUCCAGUGUGUCAAGUAAUUCUUUUUUUGUUUUUCUCAUGAUUUGGUUGGGUCUAAUUGUGUUGCUGUCCUGGGGCUCUGUGGGGUCUAUUUGUGUUUGUGAACAGAGCCCCAGGACCAGCCGUUCUCUAGGUUAAUCUCCUUGCAGGUGAGGGCUUUGUGCUACUGUUUAUAUGUAGAUAUCUAGGUCGAUCUCUACUGUCUAUAUAUAGAUAUCUAGGUCGAUCUCUACUGUCUAUAUAUAGAU